UCUUCGAAACAUUUCAAAUCAAGUCAGCUUUUUUCUCUACGUCACUGCAGUUUCAAAAUUUAAGGACAGAACAAUUGGGCUGGAUAAAUAUUGGUACAACUUACUAAUUUUUUUUUCUAUUUGUACACCCCUCCCUCGAUACUUUUUAUUGUUUGUAAUAUUGCUAAGUUUUAAAUUCUCAAGUGUUAACUUUUUUUUUACUUAUUUUGCAAAAAAUUCGCAUAUGAUCCAUGUCAGUGAACUGCGUACUCGGUCGAUUCUCGGUACUGGUUGACAUGAAUGCGAUUGAAUGCAAAGCGGUUGGAUUGCAUAAGACGAAAUAGUGAGAAACACCAGUGUAUAUUUUUCUUCAAAUCUUUUUAAUAUCCAGAAGCGACGUUAUAUGCUUUUAAACAUGCGCAUUCUAAGCUCCGAAAGGCUACAGUAGUUUAACCCCGGCUGAGAACAAUACCGCCCACCAUGUUGGAAAAUGGCAGAACGCCGGAACGUUGCUGCAAUUCUAUUUGAAUCGGCAUGUCGCACCGAUAAUUAGAUUAUCGACUGUGUUAAUUUUCAAUAAGGCUGUGUUCAAUCUAGGCGUAUAAGUUGGGGCUAUGUCUAAUAAAUAGGUACCGAUUACGUAAACGAAUUUUAGAAAAAGUUGUUUGUCGACACAAGAAGUAGGUUACGAGUCAGUAAAUAAUGUCGAAGACAGGAAAGUCCUGUAAAAGUUUAACGUAUAUAAGUUGGCGCGAGUCCGUUUUAUUGAUGUAUUGACCUAAAGCCAUUUAACGCGGACAGAAGGGUCAGCAGGAAGUCCAAAAUGGAGAAUGGUUUUAGGUUAGGUAGUCUCAGGUGUACUCAAGGGAUGAAGGUUACCUGCAGGAAAUCCUCAUCCUUUCGGUGUCAUUAGUAAAUAUAUUUAGUUUCACGACAGAUAGAUAAAGUAAGAAUUGAACCUGCUUUCAGAAAUAUUUCGAGCGUAAUUCAAGUCGAAGUGGAUCGUACGAAUUUAACCUGUGAAGGUACAAAAUUGUGUUGACGGUGCUGUGGUAUAAAAUAUGAAAAAGGAUUUAACGUUACUGGUAGGAAACGUAUGAAGUACGUUUUUAUGAAAAUCAACAAGUGUUGGGAUUCAAUUGGUUGCUGUUUACGGGAUUCGAGUAGGGAUGUGAGUAUAUAGAACAUUGAUGAAAUAAAAUUGUCUGCGCGAUAAACUAGAAGCUUCCAGAAUCCGUGGUUGCAGCAGUCAAUGGAGUGUGGGAUCUGAAAUCUUUUCUACGUAAAAUCAACAAGUGCUCCGUUCGAAUGGUUUGAAGCAAGUUGGUAAGCAGGCAGAAAGUCAGGCAGACAGACAGACAGAAGCCAGCAAGCAAACCGUGGUGGGUGCGUGGCUCGAGUGACCGAAGGCGCAUGCAGACGCAUGGUAGAGGAAAGCAAUGCUAAACGGGGAAUAGUAUCUCUGGUAGAGUAGGUGGUGGAAAACUGUAUGGCGGUGGGGAUGAAGGUAGAGGUUCGUGAAUGUUCGUGCGUCCUCGUGAAAGUUCGGGUUCUGGUUUCUCCCGCGGCCGCUCGGUGUCAGCGUGUGCGCAGACCGGCUGCGCAGCAGGCGUGUGCGUUGUCUAGAUUCUUUGUGCCAUUCCUGGCAUACCAAAAACAGAGUAACUCCUCAUAUUUACGGACCGAAUACCGUCCGAAUUUCGAGAAAAGCGGCCGCGGCCCACGUCGACUCGCCCUGUGGUGUAACCACGUCGCUGUCAACCUGACCUGCCCGAGAAAUCCUCAUGAAAGACUGGGAACUCAGUACUCAGAAUAGCAUCGGCAGUGCGGUGGCUGCAGCCGACACCAUUUCCUCGCCGUGGACACCCGCGAGUUCCGGGCCGCCGCCCGACGCCAACGGCUCCGGCUCGGAUACGAAGAACCUCGACGUUGGCGAGAUCAGCGAUGACGAGAAGGACCUGUCGGCAGCGGAUGCGGAAGGCGUAUGGUCACCGGAUAUCGAGCAGAGCUUCCAGGAAGCUCUCACCAUAUAUCCGCCAUGCGGCAGACGCAAGAUCAUCCUCUCAGACGAAGGAAAGAUGUACGGUCGCAACGAGCUGAUCGCACGUUACAUCAAACUGAGGACCGGUAAGACGAGAACGCGAAAGCAGGUCUCCUCUCACAUACAGGUCCUGGCGAGGAGAAAAUUGCGGGAAAUUCAAGCAAAAUUGAAAGUGGAUCAUGCCGCGAAGGAGAAGGCCCUGCAGACAAUGUCGAGCAUGUCCAGUGCCCAGAUAGUAUCUGCUGGGACUGCGAUACACAACAAGAUGCCCCCAGCUAUCGUGGGGCCCUUAGCCCUUCAUGCCUCCAACCCCGUCUCCUAUCCUGGAGCGCAAUUUUGGCAGCCUGGUUUGCAGCCGGGCACAUCGCAAGAUGUCAAACCGUUCCCACAACCGACCUACACUGGAAAACCAGCAACAGCUGUGUCGAGCGGUGACAUGGUCCAGGCACCUCCACCACCACCCUGGGAAGGACGUGCCAUAGCCACGCACAAGCUCAGGCUCGUGGAGUUCUCUGGAUACAUGGAACAGCAAAGAGAUCAAGACAUUUACCACAAACACUUAUUCGUCCACAUAGGAGGCUCUGCGACCUACGCCGAUCCCCUCCUGGAGGCCGUGGACGUAAGGCAAAUAUACGACAAGUUCCCAGAGAAGAAAGGCGGCCUCAAGGAGCUCUACGACAAGGGUCCUCAGGCUGCUUUCUUCCUCGUUAAGUUCUGGGCGGACCUUAACACUAACAUUCAGGAUGAAGCUGGUGCUUUCUAUGGCGUUACAAGCCAAUACGAGAGCAACGAGAACAUGACGAUAACGUGUUCGACGAAGGUAUGCUCGUUCGGCAAGCAGGUGGUGGAGAAGGUGGAAACCGAAUACGCAAGGUUUGAAAAUGGGAGGUUCGUCUAUCGCAUCAGCCGUUCACCAAUGUGCGAGUACAUGAUAAACUUCAUUCACAAGCUUAAGCACCUCCCAGAGAAGUACAUGAUGAACAGCGUAUUAGAAAACUUCACCAUUCUCCAGGUUGUCACGAACAGGGAUACGCAGGAGACGUUAUUGUGUACGGCGUAUGUGUUUGAAGUUUCGACGUCCGAACACGGGGCGCAGCAUCACAUAUACAGACUGGUCAAGGACUAGCCUGCUUAACCUGCUCGCCAUGCAGCCAUCCACCCCCAUCAGUGCCUACCACACGACUCAUCCAUACAUGAAUAUAUUCACAUAUAUAUUAUAUUAUAUAUAUUUACACACAAAAACACACAUAGAUACACUCAAGUACACUAGUGAAGACGCUACAAGAUAUACACGUUUUAUGUACACUAUUUCUAGGGAUUCUCUAUGGAUGAUGUUCCCAUUUGCUUCCACGUCGAAAGUGAAAGUGGUACCGGGCUUGAUUUUUAUUCAUUAAUAUUUAGCCUGAUGCGAGUCUGUUGUGAGACUUCAAAUUCGUAUCGGAUACGUUUAUGAAAUUUCUUUUCUUUUUUUAGAUGAGAGAAAAUCGGACAAAUUCGUAUUUUUUCCAUUUUUUUUUUACACUGGAUAAUUUAUGUUACAGAUUCGAGGUUGAUCGUGAUUCAAUUCUAUUUUUUUUAAAAAUAGUUUCUUGUAUGACAUUAAUAUUGACGAAAGUGGCUUGCUCGUUACGUGCGGUGUUGUAUGGGAAGUUUUAUGAAACAAUUGAUCGACAAGUCUUAAUAGGAACAUUCUCUGUAGGGUCUCCGUACGUCGAAGAUACAUAUGGAACACACAAGAUGCGUACUAGCCAGCCCGAGCUCUCGAGUUUGAUUAAAAAAUUCAAACUCCGCAGCAAGUCGUUGGUACUCUAAUAUCUCUUUGUUUUGUUUGAUCAUUUAUUUGAGAUAAAUGAUCGAUGUCGAACGUUGGCGAAAACGAGGGCACGCAUUAAAUGUAAACGUCACGCCAUGUUUGCUCGCUAUCGUUCUUUAACGAUCUCAUAGUGAUUCUGCAGGAAAAUCAAGCGUCGAAUUUAACCAAUCACCGGGGCAGAACUUUUGCUCGUAUACAAAAUUUAAGGACACGCGUUACAUUCAUGGUACACGAUGAUAACGAUUGACAAUAAGAUUGGCGUUCGACGCGUCUCAUGCUAGAUUUAAAGAAGGAGAAGGUGGAGGAGGAUAAGAAUACAAUGAGGGGAGGAAAAAAAAUAUAUUAACAGGAGUACCAAAUGCUUUUAACGACGCUGAACAAACUGCGACCUCGGUGCAGUGCUGUACUCUAACAUAAACUUAGUAUUAUAGUUUUAUUAUUAAACUAGACGAUAGAUCAGACAAGACAUCCACACAACAGAUAUACAUAUAUUACGUAUAAGAGUAUAUGUUAAAUAUUAACGCAAUGAUUACGAUUUACAUUGUUAUAAAUGAUCGUGUAUAAAGCUAUAUAAGUGAUCUUAAGUUUUAAUCGAGUGCGAGAGCUAAAGGCAAGAGGGAUGCCAUUACACGUUUUUACAAAUCUCUUCAUUUUUUUUUUUUUUUUUUUUUCGAAUCAACUUUUCAUGCUUUUCUUUUUUUUCAUUGCUGAAAAGGGCACGUACGAGGUAAAUCGUAGAAGGCUAUAAAGAGUAUAAGGUAGACAGAAGAAUCGUACGAAAUUUAAUUCGUUCUUUUUCUAAAAAAAUACCGUUUAUUAUAUUCGUUUUUUAAUAAUUUUUACUCUGCCUUUCGGUUUGCUCUUUUUUUUUUCUUCGUCCAUUUCCUGGUCUUCUUUUGAGACCCAAUGGGACUUUCUGUAUACAAAUAUUUUACGUGCUAUCCCACCCUCGUCGUCGAUUCGCCAUUCUUAUCGAACGGAAAUUGCAUAGGAUAGUCAGAGAGAAGUGCGCAUGCGCGAUAGAUCGAGAGAAUGACAUGUUUGUACUUCAUAUAAUCACCGAACUUUAUACCGUAAUAAGUAUCUUCUGUAUUUUACUUUCUGCGGAUCUUACCGCGAAUGACUUCUUUUUCUUUUUUUUCUUUUUCAUACUUUAGAGUAUCGUUGUGUUUUUAAUCUUUCUUAAUGAGUUUCCUCAGCGACGCUAUAUUCUCACAGGUCAUUGAAACCGUUUGAAUAAUUUAAAACCUGUUAUGUACGUCUUGUCUAUCGGUCUGUCCGUCUGAUAUCUGCCCUUGCCUAAAACGACAGACCAUUCAAUGAUCGUCAGUCUUUCUCUUAGUUCAGUUCAUUUUUUAAGUUAAGAAAUUUUCCAAAUUUCUAUUUUAUUUUCAACACUCACCAUGCACACUGUUAAGAGGGUCAACCUCCUUCAUUUUUUUUUUUUGAAUUUUAGUACACCGUCACAUUAAUUCGCACAGCGAAUAAUGAAGGACUGCACCUGUGCUCGCAAAGUUUCGUACUUAAUGAAAUCCACAAUGUUUUCGUAAAUAUUUUUCUUUUUUCUUUUUGUACACUCGACAAAAGGGACCAUCAAAAUCAAUCGAAGAUAUUUUAUUUGUUCUUUUUCUUAGGGUGAUUAGUCUUUUUGUUUUUGGGAGGAGAUCAGUCCUCUCGUAAACUUAUCCCAACGCCACUGAACCCGCCGUCGCAAUUUUACAUUGACAACCCCCCUUACCUCCCUCCUCACCGGUUCACUUGGUUUUAUUCUAUUGUUUUCCUCGUAAAUGCAAAAUCUUUGAAUGAAACGAUUGGAUCUUCUUUAUAUCGCCAAAUGACAGUGUCCAUUACGAGUAGGGCGAAUGGGUUUUAAUGGCAAUUUUGCGUGAAAGUGGAACAACGUAUUUUCUGUUCCCCUUACAUCUUGUUUUGUUUCCCCCUUUUUUUAAGUAAUUCAUUUUCUUGUCCUUUAUUCUGAUUGUAUGUACGCUUUCGAGCGGAGCUUGCCUACCGAGCAGUAAACAAUAAUUGUAAUCACCGGAAUACUUAUACUUUAAGAAUAGAUUAAUAUUAAUUUACCGUAUUGUUACUUUAAUUAACUGUUAACGAAACAAGUGGCAAUGUAUUUUGAUCUCUCUUUUAGUCAGAAAUAUAUCCUUUUUUUGUCGUUCGUUUUGGGUGAGAAAGAAAUUCGCUUAAGUGGGGACGUCGAACGGAUUUGAGGAAACGAUGGAAUUUGAUUAUAUUUGACAGUAGCGUAUAUGGUAUGAUAAUUUCUAUUUGCAAAUUGGCAGCUUCUGUACUUCGUAGUUAUUGUUACUUUUUAUAAUUGUAUAUCGCAAUGCCGCGCGGUACCGCCUGCGUUUCCUGUUUUAUUAUUUUUUAUUACUUCUCUUAUUUUUUUUUCCUCUGUAUUUUAAACGCAAUAAGAAUAACGGUGUGACGUCCGCGAGAAAACUGUGGAUGUUGGUGUAUAUCGAUUUGAAUCACAGAAAUGCUGUUACGCCCGGGUACUUGGACAAUUUUUAUAAAAAUUUUGAAAAAUUUUACAAGAGGAUUGAUCUUUCACUCAACUGCAUUAGUCACGCGAAUUUUGAGUCGGAUAUGUGUAUUUAAUCUAUUGGAACUGGAGACUGAAAAUUGUUUCUUUUUUUUUUACUUUGAUACUCGGGUAUUGAUUUUUUUUAAAAAAAAAAAAAGAAAAUAGCAUCCUGCGAUAAGCAUCGAUAUUCACGUAGAAGGAAUUGCGAGAGCGUUUUAUCCUUUUCGUAUACAGGCAAUAUUUUAAAGGAGAAUUUUCGAAUAAAUUUAUUUUAAUAACGUGUAAAGCGAAAACAAGCGACACGACAGCAACAGCAACAAGAAAACAAUACUGUGAAUUGCGAAUUUGAGGGAAAUGGGGAAAAAGAAAGGAGGACCGACACUAAUAUUAUUAACAUUAACGAUUAAUGAUUUUAAAGUAAGCGAAUUACAUUUAUAAGGAAAGAUUAUGAAAAUAUAUAUUUAUCUAUGUCUUCUGUGAAGAUAGAAAAUAGUACUCUCUCACGCUAUAUUGAUGAUAUCGGAAAUCGAGAACCGAGACAAAACAUACAAAACGGCAGAGGUAGUUUAAGGCGAGAAGAAAAAUAAAAGAACGGCAGACCCACGCAUAGAUAUACAUCAUAUAGUCACACUGCAGAAAAAGAAAAACAAAAAAAAAAGAGGAAGACAUGAAGCAGCUCGCAUUGUUCACAAUACACGAUACAAUCUAUAGCACAUUCAGAUUUGUUAAAUAUCUUUGUACAUAUUUACAUAAAGACCAUCAUCGAGGAAAAGAAAAAGAGAGAAAUAAGAAAAAGAAUACGAUAAAGAUAUCUCAAGUUCCAGCGGCAAUUUUAUUUCUUUCGCAUUUUUUUUUAACUUUUCUUCUUUUUCUUUUACGAUUUCCUUCAGGCGCACUGACGUGUUCACACGAUUGUAGAAUAUCAGUUCGACAAUGAAAACGAAAAAUAGUUUGCGCUUCGUUCGUUAGAACGCCUUUUCUAUUUUUAAAAGACGAAUGUCGAAGUCGAAAAUUGCGCCGGAACAAGAACUGGUAGCAAAUGCCAGUGUAUCAGGUGAACAAUCGUUUGCGUUUUAAUCGCCAAAUCAAAAAUCAAUAGGUUUUCUUUUCUUUUUUUCUUUUUUCUUUUUUUUUUAACUAUUAACCUUGUAACGCCUUAUUUAAGUUUAACCGGGAACUCAUUUAUUGUUCAGCUUGCUUGUCGAUGAACGUUAAAGCGUAGAUUAUGUUCAUGGGCUUUCAGUUUUUGGGAUUGACGUUAAAUCAAUUGCUACAGAUUAAUGAAAUAAUUGGCUGAAUUUAUCGAAGACAGAUCUCUUUCUCGUGCAAAAAUGAAUUUCUGGUAUUACAAUCGUCUCCUCCCCGAAAACCAAUGAAAAUUCGUCUUUGUCCAUAUCCUGGAACUGCCAUAUCAAAGAAUUGAGCUUGAUCAUAAAUAAAAAAAAAAGAGAAACAUGAUUAAAAAUAUUGAACGGAGGAAAUAUAAAAAGAAAAAG
Messenger RNA from Cephus cinctus (wheat stem sawfly), 7871 nucleotides. It is a transcript of the gene scalloped, whose product is annotated as protein scalloped. The record is from RefSeq and is a predicted model, not a curated record. Gene Ontology annotation, molecular function: DNA-binding transcription factor activity, RNA polymerase II-specific; RNA polymerase II cis-regulatory region sequence-specific DNA binding. Gene Ontology annotation, cellular component: transcription regulator complex. Gene Ontology annotation, biological process: hippo signaling; regulation of transcription by RNA polymerase II; embryonic organ development. The transcript is spliced from 10 exons. Lineage: Eukaryota; Metazoa; Arthropoda; Insecta; Hymenoptera; Cephidae. Bases 1764 to 3146 code for a protein of 460 amino acids.